Molecule: messenger RNA, 683 nt
Organism: Astrephomene gubernaculifera
Lineage: Eukaryota; Viridiplantae; Chlorophyta; Chlorophyceae; Chlamydomonadales; Astrephomenaceae
Source: the annotation of a GenBank genome assembly
CCCGGCUAACGGACUCCUUUCCUACAAGAAACUCUACAGGCUGAAGACUAUGGAAAUUUUGAAUGACAUUUUAGUGACAGCUAAGUCGGUAUGCAGUUGAGACAAUCAUGCAGCAAGCGACGAGCUCCACGUUAUAUGCGAUUCGAUUGCCUGUAUCAAGCAAAGCGGCAGGACUGUUCGACGGCAACGUACAAGUAGCACAAGCCAGGCCGCACCCAUUGUUGCCCGGCCAUAUCGGGUUGGUCGACUCGCAUGGAGUCUACUAUGUGGUCAGGCUUGGGGAGGGCGGUGCUCGGCCAACUGUCGCCGCAGUGUAUGAGCUGCAGCUAUGUACAGGCAACAACGCCGCCGGCGUCACCACCAGCACCGGCAGCAGCAGCGGCAGUCUCUUCCCGCAGCCGGUACGGCAGGAGUGGCGCGCCUGGGAGCCGCUGCCGGACGAUGAGGGGCUGCUGCUGAGCCACCGCGGCUCGGGGCGCAUCCUGUACGCGCAGUUGCCGCUGUGCGAGGGGGAGCGCGGAGCCGUCUGCCUGUUCGGCGCACAUGAGGAGAGAUGAAUGUAUGGAGCCGAGGUUUAGCCGCCUCGUCCUUUCCUCGCAUGUGCGUGCUGCCCUUGGCCUCCUACCCUCAAGCGCCCUCAGCCAAGGUCCUCCUCCUUCAACAACCAGCUUUCUAACUCGGAC